Messenger RNA from Zonotrichia albicollis (white-throated sparrow), 1949 nucleotides. The record is from RefSeq and is a predicted model, not a curated record. Lineage: Eukaryota; Metazoa; Chordata; Aves; Passeriformes; Passerellidae.
AACAACCUGGGGAUCCUGUGGUCUCAGAGGGAUGAAAUUGAAACUGCACAAACGUACUUGGAAUCUGCAGAAGCCUUGUAUAAUCAAUACAUGAAAGAGGAUGGAAAUCCUCCCCUGGAUCCCAGUGAGCAUUUCAUGGCAGAAGAAGAGAAACUCACAGACCAAGAAAGAUCCAAAAGGUUUGAGAAGGCCUACACACACACUCUGUACUACCUGGCCCAAGUGUACCAGCACCUGGAGAUGAUUGAGAAGGCUGCUCAGUACUGCCACACCACGCUGAAGCGGCAGCUCGAGUACUGCGGCUACUACCCCGUGGAGUGGGCACGGAAUGCUGCCACCCUGUCCCAGUACUACCUGUCCAAGGAAUGCUUCAUGGAGGCUCGACACUGCCUAGCAGCAGCCAGUGUCAUCUUCAGCCAAGCUGGGCAAGUGCCAUCUGCUGAAGACUCAGAUGAAACAGAGCCAGACCAACAGGACCUUCCAGAGAGGAAAGCUGAAAUUGCAAGGUGUUGGAUCAAGUAUUGCCUGAAUCUUCUGCAAAGCGCUCGAAAAUUGCUUGAGGAUAACAUAGGAGAGCUGGAUCCAGACAGGCAAUUGGAGCUUAAGGCCCAGAGGAAAAAGGAAGAGGAUGAAAAGGAGAAGGGCAGGAAGAAAGCUGUCCUUUUUGGGACAAGUGACAUCUGUGACUCUGUCCUGGCCAUGGAGGAGAAAGUGAGCAGCGUUUAUCCCUUAGAUUUUCAAGAAGCCAGAGAAGUGUUCCUGGUUGGCCAGAACUAUGUUCAGGAGGCAAAGGAGUUCUUUCAGGUGGAUGGUUAUGUCACUGACCACAUUGAAAUUGUGCAGGAUCACAGUGCUCUGUUCAAGGUCCUUGCUUUCUUUGAAGAGGACUAUGAGAGGCGCUGCAAGAUGCACAAGCGUAGGAUAGACAUGCUGGAGCCCAUCUACACUGACCUGAACCCCCAGUACUACCUGCUGGUCCGCAGGCAGCUGCAGUGUGAGCUGGCUGACACCUACUAUGAGAUGAUGGAUCUCAAGGUGGCCAUUGGCAACAGGUUAGAGAAGCUAGAUUCACACACAGUUAAAAAAAUCAAUUCUCUGGCUCAGUUUGCAAUCAAAUACUAUGAGCUCUUCUUGGAUUCUUUGAGGAACCCUGAUAAGGUGUUUCCUGAAAAGCUGGAGGAAGAUGUUCUCCGCCCUGCCAUGGUGGCUAAAUUUCACAUUGCACGGCUCUAUGGUAAGCUCAUUACUUCAGAUAGCAAAAAGCAACUGGAAAACAUGCAGACAUCACUGGAGUAUUACACAUUUCUGGUAGACUAUUGUGAGAAGUAUCCAGAUGCUGUCCCUGCCGUUGAGACUGAACUAGAACUCAGUAAGGAGAUGGUGAAUCUUCUCCCAGCAAGCAUGGAGAGGCUGAGAGCAAAGGUGUCUUCAUUUGUGUAAAUGCUUGCCUGGGAGGCAGUGGCACAGCUCCCCAGUGAUUGAUAGAGGUCAGGGGCAUCACCCAGAGCCUGCACCAGUGUAACCCUGUGAACAGCUCUCCUGGUCCCUAGCCCACCCACACUAAUGGUGUCAACUCUAAAUGUAAAGUAAAAGUCCAGCUCAUGCUUUGUACUGUGUGUCCUAUAUGUAAAUAUGGACCUUUUCUCCCUCACAGCUUUUUCUUUGGUGUAUGGUUCAGUUUUUAAGUGUAGUGCUGUAUGAAAAUAGUUUCUUUUAAGAGAAUCUUCUUCUCUAAGAAAUUUUGUUCUUCUAAACCUGAAGCACGUUCUUCCAGCUAGAAAGCAUUUUAUCUCUUCUAAGGUUUGUCCCCAGAAAACUUUAUCAAUGUGAAGGGAACUUGUUUUCAGUAUUUAUUUUGUAUGUUGCUUGUUGUUCUUUUCCCUUGUUAAUCAAAACCCAGUUGAUAAAGACUCAAUAAAUGGACUAGCUUGGCUAAAUGUUUCUUCAGA